This is a messenger RNA of Colletotrichum godetiae, 1572 nucleotides long. Its product is annotated as heterokaryon incompatibility protein. The annotation marks the transcript as partial. The transcript has a single exon. The record is from RefSeq and is a predicted model, not a curated record. NCBI's taxonomy places the organism in Eukaryota, Fungi, Ascomycota, Sordariomycetes, Glomerellales, Glomerellaceae.
AUGUCGACCUUCAAAUAUGACGAGAAACUUGCGCCAAAUCAAAUUCGACUCAUCCAGCUUUUUCCGGGACAAUGGCUUGACGACCUUGAAUCUAGGCUAUAUCUGGCCGAUCGAGAUCACAAGUAUCAAGCUUUGUCCUACGCAUGGGGGAGUUCGAAGCGAUCAAAUCAAGUCAGCGUCAACGGCAAGAUUCACAAGAUCACUUUCAAUCUGGACAGGGCUUUGCGCUCCGUUCGAAGACAGACAGAGAUAAUCACUCUCUGGGUCGACUCCAUAUGCAUCAACCAAGAUGAUGCUACAGAAAAGGGCCAACAAGUUGGUUGGAUGCACGAUAUCUUUGGCUCGGCCAUGGGAGUCACGGCCUAUAUCGGAGACGGCUUGGAUCGAAGUCGCAAGGACUACUCACGUAGUUUUGAAAUGCUUGGGCAGAAUCCCUUGGUCGACUUCGAGCCGUUGGACAGUUGGACUUCAGAGCCUAAGAAUCACUUAGACGGAUUGAGAGAUUCUGUGCCGGCAUCGCUCACAGAACAUCAAGAGAUCGUGUAUUUAUUCAGCCUGCUCAUGCUAUUCUUCUACAGCAGUCCCUUUGGGCGCGAGAUGAUGCGCCUGGAUCAGUCCUUACACCAAUACAACGUGGAACACAACCUUAGCGAUGCACAGCUGCAGCCGGUUAUUGAAAGAAUGCGACUCUUUGCGACAAGCGACUGGUGGAAUCGGAUGUGGAUUGUUCAGGAGGCAUGCGCUGCUCGACAGCUUACAGUUGUUUACGGUCGUGCUUCGGUUCCAUUUAGCUACAUCGAAGAGGCGGCCCAAGGAUAUCUGCAGUCACCCACGGCAAAACAUCCCGACUUGGCCAGAGUCAUGCGCUUCUUGGCCGACAAGAUCACCCCAAUCAGUCCUGCUCGCCGCUUGGGAAGGACGAAAGAAAAGGUAGUCCUCAGCGCAACUACAAGCAGCUCCCUACUAUGGCUUCUAAGAAGAUUCCGCCACCGCAAAUCAUCAGAGCCGCGGGAUAAGAUCUUCGCUCUCCUUAAGCUUGCUGAGGAUAUGAAAGCAAGACGACCUUUUCAGCACAAUCAGAUGACUAUCGAGGCUGAUUAUGAAGAUGAUGUCAGUGAGGUCUUCUCUCAUGCAGCUUUUGAGAUCAUCCGCCAUACUGGUCUUCUCUGGAUGACAACCUCAGAUCUGCUCGCCAAGAGCCGCAAAGACAUUCCUUCUUGGGUACCAGAUUGGUCAUCUGAAUACAUGGCUUCAGGAUUUGAUCAAAGGAGAUACCGUCUUCAAGAGGCAACAGUCUUGGGAUACAAUGCAGGUCGUGCACGGUUUCAGCAUUUCCGGUCGAUAUCCCGGGAGGACUCAGUUCGGAAUCUACCUCGACAACACUUGGAAGCUCUGCUUAACUAUGACGAUGACGAGUGGAAGCCUGUGCAUUCUCUCCCGACUAUGAUCAAGUAUACGUCAAGCCCGCCUUUUCGAGAGAAGAUGCAGCGAUCUGCCCUGAUUAUCAAAGGCGUAGCUUGCAGCGUCAUUGGGGUCGCCAGCCAGGUCAUUCGAAGUGAUCUCUCAAACAUU